Molecule: messenger RNA, 1971 nt
Organism: Hirundo rustica (Barn swallow)
Lineage: Eukaryota; Metazoa; Chordata; Aves; Passeriformes; Hirundinidae
Gene: DYNLT4
Product: dynein light chain Tctex-type 4
Exons: 2
Coding region: 1324-1971 (215 amino acids)
Biological process (GO): microtubule-based movement
Cellular component (GO): cytoplasm; cytoplasmic dynein complex
Molecular function (GO): dynein intermediate chain binding
Source: RefSeq, a predicted model, not a curated record
GCCAGAGCCCUGCAGCUUUCAUGUCUGCUUAGGGUACAGUGAUUGCAGGCAGAAAAACGUGUCACCAGCCUUAUAGAAAGGCUUGGGUGGGAAGGAACCAUUUCGUUCCAACGCCCCUGCCACGGGCAGAGAUGCCAGCCCCCGAUCAGGUUGCUCUCCUAAGCCCAAACCUAGAGCUGUGCCAGGGGAUGCAUCGUCCCCAUUCUCUAACCCUUGGCUGGCCUCAAGCAGCCCAAGGAGGGAAUGCCCGUGGGGGGAUCCACCCUCACUUGCCAGUGGGUGGUGCAGGGAGAGGCAGGAAUGGGGCUCGCAGCUGAGGCAGCCCCCCAAGGGAAAUGGGGUCCAGCUGGCAGUGCGCUUGGCAGCGCUAGUCAGAGGCAGGCUAUAAAUACCUCCGACGGGAGAUAGAAACACAAAAGCCAUCUCCACUUUCCUCAAAUAGCUCGGCAGCCGGGCCAGACAAAGGCACAUUGAUGGAGCAGCCGUGUCGUACCAGCUGGGCUGCGCUCCACGGGCAGGGAGAAACCCUGGCCAGGGUCGGGAGCCCCCAGGGUCCUGCUCACCCCCCCCAGGCAUUACAGCAGCAGGGUCCCUGGCACGUGCCUGGGCUGUGCUCCAUCCAGUCCCUGGAAGCGUUCAAGGCUGGGUUGGAUGAGCUCUGAGCAAUCUGGUCGAGGGGUGGCAUCCAUGCCCACUGCAGCUGAUUUGGAAUUAGAUGAGCUCUAAGGCCCUUUCCAACACAACCCACUAAGUUAUUAUAUGAUCCAAUGGGUGCCCACCUACCCACAUUCUCCCUUGGUGCAGGGGGGCAUAAGUACCCUAAGGAUGCAAAUGUCUGAGCAAAAUCAAGCUCUUGGAGGGCCCAGCCCCAGUGCAUCCCCUAGUCAGGUCACAAAGUCACAAUCACAGGUGGCUACUCUCCAGCCCCUGCUCUUCUCUUGCAUAUCCAACACCAGCUUGCAUUUUUCAGGGUUGGCAGGGAGCUGAGGUUGGAGGGCACAUGCCUGGAGUAACCACAUCCCUAUGCUGGCACAGCUGAAAAUGCAGAGAGGGCAGGAGUGAAGGGGAACAGGGCUCUUUAGGGACCAGGAAACAAGGAGUUACAGAAGCCAAGCCCCAGAACAGCCCUGGAGACCUACAGUGUCGUGUAGCAACACUUCACCUUCCAGGAGGCACAACAGGUUUGUUCCAGGAGCACAACAGGUUUGGCCCUGAUCACAGCAACGUGCAAGACAAAGAUUGGUCCUGGGCAGUGACAUCCACCAGGGACAAGUCCCCUGCGUUUACUCUGGAAGGACAGGAGUGGGACUAAGGGCCACCCCUAUGGCUGAGCAGCCUUUCCCAGAGACAGCCCUGCUAGCCCAGGUGCUGGCUGCAGACAACACUGAAGCCCCUCCACUCCGCUCUACACGCCGUGGGUCCCAGCCCCCAGCCCGGGGCACUGAGGACGGCAAACCACCGCCCCUGCUCUCCCGCCGCAACUCCAUCCUCAGCCGCCGCAGCUCGUUCGGGAUGGGCCCGGGGAGCAGGCGCCCCUCCAUCGGCCCCUGGAUGCUCCAUAGACGUGUUAGCUUCUCUGGGCUCCCAAUUUUCCAACCCAUCCUCAAGACCCGCCUUGAAAACACUUACAGGAUAGGGCCAGACAAAGGCUGCAAGUUUGAUGCAGAGCGGGUGCAGCAGGUGCUGGAAGGGACCCUGGCCUGUGCCUUGGGGACCGCUGCCUACAGUCCGCAGGGCAGUGCACCACUAGCCCAGAGCCUGACUGAGCUGCUGCAGAACCAGGCCAAGGAGGUGGUGCCACCCCGCUACAAGCUGGUCUGCCACGUGGUACUGGGCCAGCAGGGCCAGCAGAGCCUGUUGGUGGCCAGCCGGGGACUAUGGGACCCUGAGACUGACAGCUUUGCCUCUGCCACCUUCUCCAACGCCUCCCUCUUUGCUGUGGCCACAGUGUAUGGAGUCUACUUCGAGUAG